AUGACCUCUGAAAGAUCUCACAGAUCUCCUGUUGACAAUAUCUCUGACAUGGGUGGCUUCGAUCCAGCCUCUACAGCAGCUUGCUCGGAUUCUACAAGGAAGAGGAGACGAAGAACAGGAACUGAAUCUGUUGUGGAGACUCUUAAAAAGUGGAAGCAGUACAACGAGUAUCUCGACACUUGCGCGGAUGGAGCCGCUGGCAAGAAGUCUGGGCGAAAAGCUCCCGCCAAGGGCUCGAAAAAGGGAUGUAUGAAAGGAAAAGGCGGGCCCGAUAAUUCUCACUGCAAGUACAGGGGUGUUAGACAGAGGACGUGGGGUAAAUGGGUAGCAGAGAUUAGAGAGCCCAAUAAAGGUCCUAGAUUGUGGCUUGGCACUUUCCCUACUGCUUAUGAAGCUGCUCUAGCCUACGAUGAUGCUGCUAGAGCCAUGUAUGGUCCUUAUGCCAGGCUGAACCUUCCAGAUAUCUCUAGGGCCCCGACUACAUCGAAUGGUUAUUCUGCGGCAACACCAUCUGGUGGGUACUCUACGAUUAGUACUACUACAUCAUCCAACCAUUCUGAGGUUUGUGAGAAUGAAGAUGAUGCCAAGGUCUUGGUGGUUCCUGAUGUUGAGGGUGAGUCGAAGGCCACGGCUCAUGGGGUGGAUGAGGUAUCAUCUUCGGAUCCUUGUAAAGAAGAGCCUCUGUUGGUAGACAAGAAUGGGGCUUUUGAUGAAGACCAGACGAGCCUGAAACCGGAAAUGAAAGAGGAGCCCUUGGAUGUGAAAGACUAUGAGUGUCAUGACUUCACGAUGGAUGAGAUGUUUAGCAUUGACGACUUACUGGGUGCAUUGGAGAAUCACCCACUCGAAGGGGCAGUAAACAACCAGAUGCAGGAGCAUGAUGCUAGAUUCAUUGGUGGUUCGCAGCACAAGGAGCCAGCGCCAUUGAUCCUUCCUGCUGCUGAGGAUUUCUGCUUCAACUUUUUGGAGCCUGGGAGGCAGGAGGACAAUACUGUUACCGUUGAUGAUCAGGGUUACUUGAGCCUGGGCUUGGCCGACUUGGGGUUUGAGGAUCUGUGA
Linum trigynum is the source of this 1059-nucleotide messenger RNA. Lineage: Eukaryota; Viridiplantae; Streptophyta; Magnoliopsida; Malpighiales; Linaceae. The record is from the annotation of a GenBank genome assembly.